AUGACCAGCGGCGCCACUGACAGAAGCAACACUAUCGGAUUCAUCGGCUUGGGAGCUAUGGGGAAUCAUAUGUUCAAUAACCUUGUCAGCAGAUCCAUAGCGAAAGUCGGCAACAGUGCCAAAUACGCUCUGUUUGACGUGAACGAUGCUGCUGUGGAAGGCGUCAUCCAGCGGCACCAAAAGCAGAACCCAGCUGUGUCUAUACAUCGGUGCUCUUCCCCAUGCGAUGUGGCACAAAAGGCUUCGACGAUUAUUUCGAUGGUGCCCACAGGUCGCCACGUAGAAGACGUUUACCUUGGCGACAGCAGCGUCAUUCGCGCCUUGGAAACGUUGGACGAGCAGCAAAGAUCGGCGACUUUGUGUCUUGACCAGUCCACCAUCGAGCAAAGCGUCAGCAGGUCUGUCGCUCUGAAAUUGAGGGAGACUGGUGCCGACCUAUUGGACGCCCCCGUGUCUGGAGGCAUCACUAUGCUGGGUCUAAGUGAGGCCAUGCUGCUGGGCAAGAGGCUCGGUGUUGAUCCCCAAGUUCUCGCAGAUAUUAUCAACAAUUCGACGGGGAGAUGUUGGUCUAGUGAGAUCAACCAUCCCGUUCCGGAAGUCAAGGUAGGACAUACAAGCCCUCCAGCCCAUCGUAAAUACGCGGGAGGCUUCGUUACCAGCCUAGCGCACAAGGAUCUGGCCUUGGCUGUGAAGGCUGCUAUGGAAGUAAACUCGCCACUGCCGCUCGGAAGACGUGUCGAAGAGGUUUAUCGACCUCUUGCUCAGACGACCGAAUGGGGAAGUCGCGACUUCAGUGUUGUCUAUGAGGCACUCGACGAGGCGAUAGUUGGGCAUGAUACUAAGAAGGUCGAGCUGUAA
Molecule: messenger RNA, 858 nt
Organism: Colletotrichum chrysophilum
Lineage: Eukaryota; Fungi; Ascomycota; Sordariomycetes; Glomerellales; Glomerellaceae
Exons: 6
Coding region: 1-858 (285 amino acids)
Biological process (GO): L-valine catabolic process
Cellular component (GO): mitochondrion
Molecular function (GO): NADP binding; NAD binding; 3-hydroxyisobutyrate dehydrogenase activity
Source: RefSeq, a predicted model, not a curated record